AUGGGUAAUGAACUAAUUACAAGUUUUGUGAAUAUGUCAGAACAAAAAGUUGCGAUUGGUGCAAAAACAAUCAGAGGUGCAACUAAAAUGGCAACAGUCACAACAACAAACAAAAUCAAGUCUCUUGGCGAUGAAGCGUUCAGUGGGUGUGUUGCUCUGACAAAAAUUGAUGUUACAGAACUCACAACAAUUCCAGCAAAGUGUUUUGAGGGUUGCACUUCUCUGGCAACAGUCACUGGAUUUGAAGCAGUCACUUCAUUUGGCGAGUCAUCGUUCACAAAAACAGCAAUGCCAACAAUCACUUUUGGUAAGGCGGUGACCGAGUUUGGAAAUAUGGCUUUCAAAGGAAUCACAACUGUUACAGAUAUUGCAAUUCCAACAGUUACUUCAUUUGGAACACAUGUUUUUGAUGGAAUCAAAACUUUGAAACAUGCCGAUUUGUCUGAAAAUACAAUGAUUCCUGAAGGUACUUUUAUGGGAUGCUCUAUGUUAAAUAAUGCUUUAAGAACACAGAAAGUUGAAACAGUUUGA
Messenger RNA from Entamoeba invadens IP1, 531 nucleotides. RefSeq lists its product as hypothetical. NCBI's taxonomy places the organism in Eukaryota, Evosea, Mastigamoebida, Endamoebidae. The transcript has a single exon. The coding region runs from base 1 to 531 and encodes 176 amino acids. The record is from RefSeq and is a predicted model, not a curated record.